AUGGAUUACCGCAGCGGACCAGUCCAGGAGUUCUAUCAACCAGAGCCUGCAGAAAGGCAAGAGGAGGAAGAGGAAAGGCCGCCGCAGCAACCGCCACGCCCCCAACAACAACAACAACAAGAAGAGGAAGAAAAAGUCGAGGAAGAGGAAGAGGAAAAGCCGCCACCAUACCCGCCUCGUCCCCAGCAGAAACAAGAGGAAGAAAAGCAGGAGGAGGAAGAUGAGGAGAAACCACCGCCAUACCCGCCUCGUCCCGAGCAACAACAGAUAGCGGAAUAUCAGCCGCCGCUUCCACCCCGCCGGAUCCGCCAAACUUUCGAAGAUGACGACCCCUCCAACCCCAUUCACUACACCCGUGACCCUCACAAGCUGAUCGCCUACCUCAUCCCUUUUCCCAAGCCAAUUUCGAAGGACACGCCGCCGGAGAAAAUACCCGACCGUUUCAUCAUCUACACACCGCCGCCCCCGCCACUCUCGAAGCCGGCGGAAGGCGAGAAGGAGGAGAAAAUGCACAAGGUGCAACGGAAGUGGCAGGAAGAAGUCCGCGAAGCAAAGACCAGCACGGCCAAGACAACGAGCUGGAAGGGCAUCAAGAGCAAAGCAACCCGGGGCAUCGACUGGGCCGUCAACCAAACCACCACCUCGAACCUCGACUUCAUCAACCGUCUCGGCGGCGGUAGCAGCAGCGGCACCAGCAGUCCCAAGAAAAAAGAUCCCGCUGCCUCCACUAGCAAUACUACUCCCGACACCCACCACGACGACGGCGUCCACGAGGACUCGACGACUAAGAAAACGGUUGGCCUGACCGACAUGAUCAUCGUCUACCCACCCGCCUCUAUCGCCAGCGGCAGCAAUGAUGCGACGCGCGACCUGGAAGAAGCCAUGCGCGCCGAGUUCGUCAGCAGCAUGCUGCGCACCAAGAGCAAGGCGCAGCGCGACGCCGUGCUGGCCACGGGCCUGCUGCCCGUCUCGUUCGCCGUCGACGUGCUCGCCACCGUCGUCUGGCCCUUUGGCGGCCUGGUCGAGAUCGACGCCGUGUGGAUGUAUUCGUCCAUCCGCGGCGCCAAGAUCGCGCGUUCCACCACCAAGCGGCUUGCCUCUUCUUCCUCCCCUUCCUCUUCCUCUGUUGGUGCUGGUGCUGGCGGUGAUGGUGAAAAGACGGGCGAGGGUAACGACGACGACGACGACGGCGACGACGAGGGUAAGCUGAAGCUGAGCUUCGUCCCCUCGAAGCGGCUGGAUGUUCUGCGCCGCUACCUCGCCGCGCGCUGCCACGAGCGCGAUCCGAAGCUCUUCGCCAGCGCCGGCGGCCCCAGUCCCACCGAGACGGAGGUCCUCGAGGCCAUCGGCUGGGCCCCGAGCCAGACCCAAGGCGAAAAGCGGAACUGGGAGGAUGAGCAGUGGGAGGUUGCCGAGGUGAAGGAUGACUUCCGCCAAGUCGUAGCCAAGGCCGCGAGGGAGUGGGAUAAGUGGUGUAAAGCCUUCGCGAAGGAUCCGGAGAAGGCGCUGAAGAAGUAG
Lasiodiplodia theobromae is the source of this 1518-nucleotide messenger RNA. Its product is annotated as Secreted protein. The coding region runs from base 1 to 1518 and encodes 505 amino acids. The transcript has a single exon. Lineage: Eukaryota; Fungi; Ascomycota; Dothideomycetes; Botryosphaeriales; Botryosphaeriaceae. The record is from RefSeq and is a predicted model, not a curated record.